Molecule: messenger RNA, 1393 nt
Organism: Salvia splendens (bonfire salvia)
Lineage: Eukaryota; Viridiplantae; Streptophyta; Magnoliopsida; Lamiales; Lamiaceae
Product: NAC domain-containing protein 66
Exons: 3
Coding region: 83-1171 (362 amino acids)
Biological process (GO): regulation of DNA-templated transcription
Molecular function (GO): DNA binding
Source: RefSeq, a predicted model, not a curated record
UGCACAAAAUCACAACCAAAAAAAUUCCAUGUUUUCAUUUUCAUUUUUAUUUUAUUUAUGGUGAUUGUGUUGAGAUAGGAAGAUGAGUAUAUCGGUGAACGGACAGUCUCAGGUGCCUCCGGGUUUUCGUUUUCACCCGACCGAGGAGGAGCUUUUGCAGUAUUACUUGAAGAAGAAAGUUGGUUCGGAGAAGAUUGAUUUGGAUGUCAUCCAAGAUGUGGAUCUUAACAAACUCGAACCUUGGGAUAUUCAAGAAAAGUGCAAAAUUGGGACUACACCACAAAACGAUUGGUACUUCUUUAGCCACAAAGACAAGAAGUACCCGACGGGGACGCGCACGAACCGGGCAACGUGCUCGGGCUUCUGGAAGGCGACGGGACGCGACAAGGUCAUCUACGGUGGAAACUCAGCCAGAAUCGGUAUGAGGAAGACUCUGGUGUUCUACAAGGGCCGCGCCCCACAUGGCCAGAAAUCGGACUGGAUCAUGCACGAGUACCGGCUCGACGACAACGCUGCUCCGACCUCGGUUUGCAACGCGGCCGGGGAGGGCGGGCCCGAGGACGGGUGGGUGGUUUGCCGCGUGUUCAAGAAGAAAAGCCUCGGCCACAAAGCGUCCGACAGCGCGACCCCGUGGUCGUGCUCGUCGGUGAUGACCAUGAAUUCAUGCACCGAGGCGAGCCUCGAGGAAAUGCUGGGCACUCCCUGUAUAAGAGAUUUGGAUAUAGACAACGACAACGACGACAACAACAACAAUGAUAAUAAUAAUAAUAUUAAUAAUAAUAACAACAACAGCAGCAGCAACAACAACAACGGUAGCAGAAGAUUCCUGAAACUUCCAGGACUCAGCUACUACCAACCACUCCACCUUCAAAUGUUCGGCGACGACGUCGUCGCCGACUUCCCAUCAUUCCUCCCUCAGCCGCCCGAGAUCCAGGACUGGGCGGCGCUGGACCGCCUGGUGGCAUCGCACCUGAUCAGCGACGCCCCAAGGCAGGUGUCCACCAGCUUCGACGAUCCGCUGCUGAACCUGCAGCAGCAGAGAUCGUCGAGGCGCUACGCCGCGGCGGCGACAGCCACGGCGCAUGAUUACCAGAGUGAAGGCGAUUUAUGGAGCUUUGUGCCGACGGAUAACGACCCGAUGGGUGACGUGUCGGCCGUUCAGCCCAUCUAGGAUAUAUAUUGUAUAAAACAAUACAGUAGUUACAAUAAUAAUGAUAAUAAUAAUGUGUUGUUACUAAUAAGUCAGAGCGAUUAGCUGAAGUAAUUAUUAAUUGCGUACUAUUUACGUGACUGUACAUAUAUAGUAUUCAAGGAAUUUGGAGGCUUUGGAAGGAAUGUAAUCAAAUGUAGCAUUUUCAAUUAAUUACGAUUUUCAGGUCACUAACUACCAUAA